Messenger RNA from Gigantopelta aegis, 2467 nucleotides. RefSeq lists its product as uncharacterized. The record is from RefSeq and is a predicted model, not a curated record. The transcript has 2 exons. The coding region runs from base 389 to 1645 and encodes 418 amino acids. Lineage: Eukaryota; Metazoa; Mollusca; Gastropoda; Neomphalida; Peltospiridae.
UAAUUCACUAGGUAAUCGUAAUUGAUGGACACUAAAUAGUGGAAAGAAUUAUUACGGAACCAGAAAGACCAUCUGUUUUGAAAGAGAUUUGAGUAUUCUGUACUCGUCUGAAAGGUGGUGUAAACGCUGCAAAAUGUGUGUCCAAAGAGUGGAGGAAAACGUUGAAACUAUUGAUUAAAAAGUGGAACUGUUACUUUACUUCGAACAAGACAAAUUCUGCACCACCACUUCUACCAGACACAGAUGCAAACAAAAUUGGAAUUUAUUUUAACAGACACUAUUCGUAGGAUGCAUCCAGUUUAAAUCAUCACUUUGUUCUCCUCUUUCACUAUUUACUUUUUCAACCAACGCAACCAAAGAAACAAUAUUUAAAGCCAAAACCUUAACCAUGAAGAUUAGCAUAGACCCUGAAGCUGGCAAGGGCCUCGAGGCGUCGGAGAGGUCGCAAGUUGUGUAUUCUGCGAACUGGAAGGAAGACAUGUUGUUGGGGAGACAGCUCCAAGUGCUGGACAGGGCACAGAGGAGAUUUGUUCAUAGAAUAACUAUCGAACAGAAGGUAUUAUACAAACGCUUCCAGACAAAACUGCACCGGUCCAAGCUGGCGUAUGCUCAGAUGUGGGGUAACAAAGACAGGGUCAGAGCGUUACGAGAGAAACACAUGCAUGGCCUCAAUACCAAUUGCUAUGACAACGAAGAGGACUUGGAGUUCCUCAAGAGGCUCCACCAGCGGCCGUGUGUCAGGAGCGGCACGACGAGGACACGACAAGGGAGGCAACCUGAAGAUCUCACGAACAGAGAUAUGGACCUCUUGAUUCGCGCUGUCCUCGAUGAACAAGGUGCGGCGUUAAAGACAUCGGGUUCUAUGAAACUACCGGCGAGACCGAGAAGUCGUCCAGCAAGUGCACGGCUAGAUGCGAAGAAACACUUCACCACUCGUCCUGCUACAGCCACUGGAACAAGGGUGGAUGAGGAAUAUUUAGUCCUUCCAAGUAUCGACGGCGAGACAACUGAUGACAAGAUACACUCUUAUGUGGAAAGCAUUAGCUUUGAAAAUGACAGAAGGAAAACACCAGACUCGCACCAUGCGUCUGUUGAAGAUAGGUCAAGGGUUUCGUUCGUCCAGACUCGACCUCUAACCGCAUCAGUGGUUAGACUGACUCCGGAUAAAGAGUCUAGGAAUGAAAGAGUGAAAAGCGCUCACGCUCAACCCAGUUUUAGAAGGGGAGGUAAUCGUGCACAGUUGAGGCGGGGAUCUCUGUUUGGAGAACAGAUUAAACCGAACCUUGUUGAACAGUACCUAAGCGAAGUCAAGUACAAAAAUUACGAGAGCAGGGUAAAGGAGUUUUGUGAAUCGCUUGCACCAUUUGAAAGCAAAGAUUUAAAUCUUGUCGCCGACUAUUAUGCUUCAAAGUUUUCGACCACUGCAUACAGUAAUCUAAAGGACCACAUUGCCACAGUACCAGGGACACCGAGAGAAGAGCAUGAGAAAUAUAUUGGUAAUACGUCUGUUAAAAGUCUUACGAUGCAGCUGCUUAAUUUGGAAUUUGAUAAGGAGUUUACCGACAGCGAACCUACAGAAGACUUAUCGAUAGCCGCCAUUUCAACUCUUGAUACAAAACCAAACGGUAUCAAAAACAGUGAUUAGUCACAGACGAUUUUAGUCAUCAUAAUGAAACUGUUAACUAGUGACACUAGUCACUUCGUACAUCACGAAUAAUAUUACUAAAUGCAUCGCUCGUAAACUUGUGGGAUCUACCAUUCAUGAGUAUUCUUGUUUUCAUAAUCUUUUGUUUUGCCUUGCAUUCUUCUUUUUAACAGACUAUUAUCAUGCACCUUCAGAAGACUUACCUUCUUGUCCAGUACCCAGUUUGUCAUUGGUAUUUUGUGUAGAUAUUCUUGUGUCAGUGUUGUUACAUUCCAUUAGUUCAUUUAAGCUUGUUCGUGGCGAUCCAUUACGAGUAAAUACCUCUAAUGGAGCUUCAACUACUCCACGCUGGUAGGCCAUUUGCCCAACGGACUCCAAUAGUUCAGUGCUGGUAGAUCUGCUCAGGAUGAAACAGACUUUGUAAUAUGGUUUGGCUCCUAGUUGUUCCUUUCAGGCCUUAUGACAUAGUUUUAAUUGAUUAAUAUUUGAAUAUGAUGUAAUAUACGUUUAUUUUUAAAUGCUGUACAGGCAGUAAAUGCUUUUUGUGGAUUUAUAUACGACAUAUUUGCUUCUAUAUGCAUUAUAAAACUAUUUUUGACACCACAUACUCUUCUUUAAAAGAAAACCCCAAGAAAUAUGCAUCUUUGUUAUUGUCACUUGGGUAUUCGACUAUUUGUAGUUACACUUUCCAUUCAUGCUCGUUCCAACCAGUACUCUACAACUGGUAUAACAAAUGACGUGGUGUGUCCUAUCCUGUUUGUGGGAUGUUGCAUGUAACUAUAGCAUAUAUUUUCAUGCUAAUCAAAAAGAGUAGCCCAUGCA